GUAGUCUAAUGUGAACCGGAGUAUCGUCAGAGGCGCCUCGUAAAAUGACGGGUUCCUUAAAACAGUGUGUUUAUAUGUAACGUAUGCCUUGGGAUCUUUAUCGAGUGUAUAUUUUAGGAUGUGUAACUGUAAACGACAUUAAAAACAAACAAACGGCGCUGUAAAUAGACUGAAACAGUUUUAUAUUAAAAAUAUUCACCUUAUCGAUACAUAAACAUGCAUACAACCUCUCUGAUUUAAUGACGAACCAUUUAUACAGCUUUGGGCAUGUACGUACCGCGUAAAACAGGUGCGCGUUGAGAUUAGUUUUGUAUCAGCCGGUUUCGUUUGAGGUACAGUAGUUAUUUCUGUAAAGAGUUUUAUUCGCUAACGUGCGCUUACUGUACCUAUUUUUCAAUACCGAACUGUGUCGCUUUGUCGUGACUAAAUCAAGUGAUAUAUUAAUGCUUGGAUGAAAUAAAACUCCUGUAGUAAACUAUCGACCUGUAACGUUGUGGCGCCAAAACAUAGUCUAUGUUUUAUAGAUGUACGCAUACAAUUUAAGUAAAAUCUCACAGGUGUGUUAUUCUGUAAAUAAUGUUAAUUAAACAGUUGUAUUUUCAUAUUUAAAAGAUAUAGUUUAUUAACAAACACUAGCAGAGCUGACACUUAUUUUUGUAACUGUACAGAUUUGUUAUUGCUGAUGCUUGCAUUCUGGUAUCCGUUUGUUUUAUGACGUCAAACCUUCAAUUUUACAGCCUGAUAAAAGCAGCUCAGCUUUGUGCAUUCUUAAACACUGAGCAACAAGUUCUGACCUCCAGAUAACCCAUUUCAGCGGUAGAAAACCCUGGAAGAACAGGGCAGUCAAUAAACACAAACAUUCUCCCUGUAUUACUGCUUGCUGUUCUUGUUGUGUUUUAAAAGCAUGGCUUAAGUUUAGUUUGGGGUGAUUCUUGCGUGUAGAAUUUAAACAGUCUGCUGAUGUUACAUUUCACAAAUAUAGUGCACACUAACAGAGGCAAGGGUGAGGAAUUAAAACUAAGAUAACAGGCGCAGAAAUCCGCCCACCCUUUUCUAGCGACACUUUGCAGACUUUCUUUAGAACGGCCCGAUUAAGUUAACCAUCAAAUUGCCUUCCUUUAAAAAAAGAAAAUGCUAUUAAUAUCUGGCUACACUUUCGGCAGUGUAUUUGGAAUAUAAAUUUAUGGCAGACACAUUUCUAGGUUAAAAAAACCAGACUGUUGAGAGUUAAAGUGUUCAAUAUUUGAAAUCUUAAACCUACAGUCAGUAAGUAAACCCGGUUUCUUGCGUUCACCAUUGAGACAAAAAACACUUUUGAAUUUUGAGGCACGUGGGCAUGGGAAAGGUUGGUGUGCAUACAUUAUUAUUUCUUUAUUUAGCAGAUGCCUUUAUCCAAGGCGACUUACAUAGACGACCCCCUCAGGUAGGGGCACCCUCCUUCACCCCCUGAGUCCCACACCCCACCCCACAGUCCGCAGAGAUGAGGAGUCUCUGGAGCGCGGUGCUGCUGUUCCCGCUGCGUGUGGUCUUGCGCCUGGCUUCGCUCUCGUACUGGACACUGGUCUACGGUACCUCCGCUCUGACUGCUGGCCUGGUUCUCGCGGUGCUAGCCUGGAGAGCCGUCUGGAACCCCCGCAGGACCCUCUACUGGAGAGUGAGGCAGGAGCGGCCAGCCUGCCUGCAAGAGCCCUCUCUGGGAGAGCACUGCUACGUCAGGGCGAAGAGCUCUGGGCUGCGCUUGCACUACGUGACGACUGGAGACACAAGCAAACCCCUCAUGCUGCUUCUGCAUGGAUUCCCUGAGAUCUGGUACUCCUGGCGCUACCAGCUGUGCAAGUUCAAGAGUGACUUCCAGACUGUGGCCCUGGACCUGCGAGGCUACGGGGACUCUGAUGCCCCCUCUGGACGGGAGGACUACAAGCUGGACAAGCUGCUCGGAGACGUGAAGGACAUCAUAGAAGCUCUGGGGUACAGGAGCUGCGUUCUGGUGGGUCACGACUGGGGGGGCACCCUGGCCUGGCACUUUGCCAUCAACCAGCCCGAGAUGGUGCACAGACUCAUCGUGAUGAGCACACCCCACCCCUCCUUCUGGCAGGAUUAUGUUUUCCGGCACCCCACUCACCUGAUGAAGUGCAGCCACCUGUUCUUCUUCCAGACCCCCUUCCUGCCGGAGCUGACACUCAGGCUGGGGGACUACGAGGUUGUGCGGAGGUUGCUGGCGGGCCAGCGGGUCGGGAUUCAGAAUCGGGCUCAGCGCCUCACCGAGCAGGAGAUGGAGGCUUACCUAUACAGCCUGUCCCAGCCCGGGGGGCUUACCGGACCACUGCACCACUACCGGAACCUCUUCAGCAGCGCCCCCGUGAGGUGCCAGGAUGUGAACGUUCCCAGUCUGUUGAUCUGGGGAGACAGGGACGCACUGCUGGGGCAGGAUCUCGCCCACUGGUCAGGCUCCUAUGUGAGGAGCAGCUUCAGCCUGAGAAUGGUCCCGGGUUCGAGUCACUGGGUCCAGCAGGACCAGCCCGAUACUGUCAACAAACUGAUGAUGAUGUUCCUCCGGGAGAACAGAUGAUGGCAGCACCCACCACAAGGGGGCACUGUGUGGGAAAGAGAUGGCCGUUAGUGGGCUCAUUUUUUUCUGUUUGUUUUUUUUUUAAAUCUGGUUUUUAGAUUUGAGGAUCUGCAAGCGUGCCUUAAAUUCACAGAUUCUUUUGUUCAUCCAUAAUCUGGAACACAGAUCAAAAGAUCUAAUAAGUGGCUGUAAAUGUGAUUGAUAAAUACUGUCAGACAAGGUUUAAGUAUGACAAAAUCUUCCAGUGAUUUUGAAAUACAGGCUGAGAGAGAGAGAUUUUUUUUAAAAGAAUGCGUGGAGGACUGUCUAAUUUGAUCUGUUUUAUUGAAUUUUCAAAUGGGAGACUUGAAGAUCGUAGAGUUUUUAAAUGUUAUUAUAUGAAACAAAGAAAAAUGUAUUAUUAUUAUUUAAGAAGGAGAACAAGUUGUAACAUUUUAAACUAAGUUAAAUUACGCCUUGGAUUUUAUUUAGUUUAUUCUCUGUGUUUUUGAUUAUUAUUGUUUUGUUUGCUGCAUGUUGUAUCUUUUAGCAAAUCAGCAAAGGAUUACUGCUCCCCGGUGCUUUGCAGUUCUGUAUCCUGAAAUUGCUUUUCUUGCAGUUCUGUAUCCUGAAAUUGCUUUUCUUUUUUUUCGGCUGAUGGCAGAUAAAUCCUGUUCUUUUGCAAGAAGGACUCUGUCUCUUAUUUAUCAGGGAAUCAACUCGUCCAGGCACUGCCUGAUCUACAGCUGAGGCCAAAGGUUUAGCAUCACCCUGUAGAAUUAACUCAUUCUGCUUCAUAAAGUCCAAUGAAACCUGCUGAAUAAAGUUACGGUAACAUAUUGAA
Molecule: messenger RNA, 3392 nt
Organism: Acipenser ruthenus (sterlet)
Lineage: Eukaryota; Metazoa; Chordata; Actinopteri; Acipenseriformes; Acipenseridae
Product: epoxide hydrolase 4-like
Exons: 7
Coding region: 1481-2569 (362 amino acids)
Molecular function (GO): hydrolase activity
Source: RefSeq, a predicted model, not a curated record